Messenger RNA from Capsicum annuum, 943 nucleotides. RefSeq names its product UPF0235 protein C15orf40 homolog. NCBI's taxonomy places the organism in Eukaryota, Viridiplantae, Streptophyta, Magnoliopsida, Solanales, Solanaceae. The record is from RefSeq and is a predicted model, not a curated record. Bases 177 to 557 code for a protein of 126 amino acids. The transcript is spliced from 2 exons.
AAGGGAUAAAUUGCUAAACAACAAUCGAUUAAUUCCUUUUCAAUAGUUCAAGAUAUUAAAAAGAUUACAAAUGAAUUAUUUUUUUUUUUUUUAAGAAGUAUAUAACAUAGAAAAAUAAAUAAUUAACCCUGUUUCCCUUAGCCAACACAACACAGGUGCUCUCUGAGUCUUUACAGAUGCCUCCGUCCAAGAAAGGCAAAUCUACAAAAGUUUCAAGUGAGUUAACUGAUUCAGUUUCAACCCCCAAAUUUCCAGGGUGUAUUCGGUGUGUUCCUCCAUCUUCCGUUGCAAUCACCAUCCAUGCCAAGCCUGGAUCCAAACAAGCCACCAUAACUGACUUGAAUGAUGAUGCAGUUGGUGUCCAAAUAGAUGCACCUGCUAAAGAUGGUGAAGCUAAUGCUGCUCUUAUCGAUUAUAUAAGCUCCGUUGUUGGAGUCAAAAAAAGACAAGUUUCUAUAGGUUCUGGGUCGAAAUCCAGGGAUAAGGUCAUCAUCGUGGAGGAUGUUACUUUACAGAGUGUAUUUGAUGCUCUAAACAAAGUUUUGAAAGAUCAGUGACUCCGGAACUACUACUGACCCAUGGUAUCUUCAUGUGGUGUUCGACAAGGCUGUACUGGAUCAAACGAAAAGAAUUUACUUCAACAAGACUCGAGAUUCUUGACAUGGAUCCCAAAAUCCCAACUCCCAAACCUAUUAUGCUAUUCUUUUUUUUUGAAAAAAAAGUUUGGCAUCCCAAACUUUGUACAUGAUCAUUGAGUUGAGACUAUAGGCUCUACUCCGCUGCUAACUUGUCAGCCAGUUUGUUGGCCUCCCUAAAACAAUGCAUGAUGGCAUUCCCAGGAACCCAGUAACUUUCGUGCGGAUCUAGUAUUUAUAUAGAGAAAUCUUGUAAAAUAUAAGAAUUAUAAGUUGGGAAUUGAUAAUGAAAGUAUGUUGUUGGUCAA